Messenger RNA from Penicillium pulvis, 201 nucleotides. RefSeq lists its product as uncharacterized. NCBI's taxonomy places the organism in Eukaryota, Fungi, Ascomycota, Eurotiomycetes, Eurotiales, Aspergillaceae. The record is from RefSeq and is a predicted model, not a curated record. The coding region runs from base 1 to 201 and encodes 66 amino acids. The transcript has 3 exons.
AUGCACACUACGCGGCGAGAAAAGCUGGUAGAAGCUUUGAGUCGGGUCCCAGAAUACGCACUAGCCCCAAGUCGUCCCUCGAAUCCUCAGACCAUGAAUUUAGGUGGUCCUCCUCUGUACACAGCGUUUGCCUCCCCGAGUACAAUUGCCGUUCCAAUCGGACUGAUCAUGUAUACUCGGAAAGGGUGGCAUACUUCAUAG